This is a messenger RNA of Trichoderma aggressivum f. europaeum, 747 nucleotides long. RefSeq lists its product as uncharacterized. NCBI's taxonomy places the organism in Eukaryota, Fungi, Ascomycota, Sordariomycetes, Hypocreales, Hypocreaceae. The coding region runs from base 1 to 747 and encodes 248 amino acids. The transcript has a single exon. The record is from RefSeq and is a predicted model, not a curated record.
AUGAGUUCCAUUGCGUCGACUGCUGUUGGGCUUCCAUUGGCAAUCCCAACAACAAGCCUAGGCAUUGUUGUUGCUCGUUAUAAAGAAGACUUGACACCAUGGCUUCCAGGAGCCGAUUAUUCCUACGUCUAUGACAAGGGUGGAAUUCCACAAGCAAACGACACAGUCGACCACGACGCUUUCCGCUCCUACGUUGAACUGCCCAACAUCGGCCGCGAAGGGCAUACGCAUUUGUACCACAUCGUCAAUAACUGGGAUACACUAGAGGAUUACAUGAUAUUCUCUCAAGCAAACCCGUAUGAUCUCAUUGGCACUGUCGUCAACUCGACCAACCAAAUGAUUGAUGUGGCACUUCAAGUCAACCCGAAUGAAGUUAAUCCCUUUGAUCCAUCCCUAUUCCACGACGUUGAUGACUGGGCGAAGAUCAAUUGGACAGAUCCAAAGGAAAGCAUGUGGAUUACGGCGAGCCAGCUAAGUUCUUUGGUGUUUGCUCCGUACACACCUGAGGAGUUCUGGAACUAUGUGCUACAGGAGGAUCACCCGCCAGCUAUUCGGGCUGCACACGGCGGUACCUUUGCUGUCCGACGAGAGACAAUCUACAGCCAGCCGCGAGAAGCAUACGAAAGGGCCCUGCAAAGAUUUGUUGAAGCCAACUCUACGAAUCCCGAAGUAGGCUUCAUGUGGGAACGAUUUUGGACUGCAACUUUCUCAAAGCAGUAUUGGCUUCAGGCAGUCGAGAACCCUUAG